CAAAGAAAGCUGAGAGAGAGAGAGAGAGAGAGAGAGAGAGAGCCAUGGAGGAGAGUCCACGCCAUGUAACUCAUUUGCUGCACCCUGAUCAUCCCUUGGUCUACCAGUACCAUGAAGCAUCCUUCGUCUGCAGUGUUUGCAGGAUCACGGGCGACGGCCUCCGCUACCGGUGUGACCGCUGCAACUUCGAGCUGCACGAGCACUGCGCCAGGUGCCCCUCGACCAUCUCCUUCCACAUGCACCCGCAGCAUCUCCUCACCUUGCACGCUAGACCGGGUACCGCCCGCCUGUGUCGCGUGUGCAGGGUUCACGUGGGCGGGAUGGUCUACCAGUGCCGCACCUGCGGCUUCGACCUGCACCCACUGUGCUCCUUGGUGCGACCUCAGCCGGCUGGAGAGAGACGGGCCAACCGGGGUGGCGGAUGGAGCGGUUUUCUCAGAUCCGUGGCGUUAAUGCUUUUUAUGCAUGAUGUUUUUGAUUAGGUG
Molecule: messenger RNA, 485 nt
Organism: Musa acuminata subsp. malaccensis (wild Malaysian banana)
Lineage: Eukaryota; Viridiplantae; Streptophyta; Magnoliopsida; Zingiberales; Musaceae
Product: protein VACUOLELESS GAMETOPHYTES-like
Source: RefSeq, a predicted model, not a curated record